Lipotes vexillifer (Yangtze River dolphin) is the source of this 1289-nucleotide messenger RNA. It is a transcript of the gene KHK, whose product is annotated as ketohexokinase. Gene Ontology annotation, biological process: fructose metabolic process. Bases 55 to 1086 code for a protein of 343 amino acids. The transcript is spliced from 9 exons. Lineage: Eukaryota; Metazoa; Chordata; Mammalia; Artiodactyla; Lipotidae. The record is from RefSeq and is a predicted model, not a curated record. Gene Ontology annotation, molecular function: ketohexokinase activity.
AGCCCGGGAGGAACCCCGUCAGCCGAGCGGGCAGAAAUCUUCGGGAGCAGCAUCAUGGAAGAGAAACAGAUUCUGUGCGUGGGGCUAGUGGUGCUGGACAUCAUCAGUGUGAUGGACAAAUACCCGGAGGAGGACACGGACAGCAGGUGCUUGUCCCAGAGAUGGCAGCGUGGAGGCAACGCAUCCAACUCCUGCACUGUCCUCUCCCUGCUUGGAGCCCCCUGUGCCUUCAUGGGCUCGCUGGCCCCGGGCCACGCUGCCGAUUUUGUCCUGGACGACCUUCGCCGCUAUUCCGUGGACCUACGCUACACGGUCUUUCAGACCACGGGCUCCGUCCCCAUUUCCACAGUCAUCAGCAGCGAGGCCAGUGGUAGCCGCACCAUCAUACAUGCCUACAGCUUCCUGGUGGCUGACUUCAGGCAGCGGGGCGUGGACGUGUCUCAGGUGGCCUGGCAGAGUAGUGGGGAAGCCCCAUGCUCUUGCUGCAUCGUCAACAGCUCCAAUGGCUCCCGUACCAUUGUGCUCUACGACACGAACCUACCAGAUGUGUCUGCUAAAGACUUUGAGAAGGUUGACCUGACCCGGUUCAAGUGGAUCCACAUUGAGGGCCGGAAUGCAUCGGAGCAGGUGAAGAUGCUGCAGCGGAUAGAACAGCACAACGCCAGGCAGCCUCCGGAGCAGAAGAUCCAGGUGUCUGUGGAGGUGGAGAAGCCGCGAGAGGAGCUGUACCAGCUGUUUGGCUACGGAGACGUGGUGUUUGUCAGCAAAGAUGUGGCCAAGCACUUUGGGUUCCAGUCAGCGGAGGAGGCCCUGAGGGGCCUGUACAGUCGCGUGAGGAAGGGGGCUACGCUGGUCUGUGCCUGGGCUGAGGAGGGUGCCGAUGCCCUGGGCCCUGAUGGACGGCUGCUCCACUCCGACGCUUUCCCACCGCCCCAGGUGGUGGACACUCUGGGGGCCGGAGACACCUUCAACGCGUCCGUCAUCUUCAGCCUGUCCCAGGGGAAGAGCAUGCAGGAGGCACUGAGCUUUGGCUGCCAGGUGGCGGGCAAGAAGUGUGGUCUGCAGGGCUUCGAUGGCAUCGUGUGAGUGCCCUGUGGUAGGAAGCACCGGCUCACAUCCCCACCCCAGGCCAGCAUCACUGGCUGCCGUCGCCCUCUCUUCUCUGGCCAGCUGGCAUCAGGCUGCCUUGCCCCCCGGGCGGAUGCAGGCUGUGGGAGGGCUCCACUUGUGACCUGGCAUCUCACAUGGCAGAGCUGCAGAGCAAAUAAAUCUUCCCCAGAGCCAGCUUC